AAUAGGAAAAGAAAAAUUGCAGAUCAAAUCAUCAACUACGUAUUCCCGCCAACUCCUACAGUUAGUUUGUCUAAUCUCUCUCCAUUCCCCCGAUCUCUUGGUUCUCUUCACAUGCAAAACCUCCGUUCCCCUCUCCCCACUCGAUAACCCGGUAGACCCGAUUUGUUGAAAAUGGACCUCUCGGAGGUAGUAAAAAAGCUGGGCCUGUCUGAGUCCAAGCACUUGAUCCGGAAAGCCGCGGAGCUCCGUCGCCUCUGUGACGUCCAGUUCGACUCCUCCAUUAUCGGCGUCGGAGAGGUUUGCAAAGCUAUAAUCUGCUUAGAAAUCGCCGCGACAAGGUUAGGGGUUUUAUUUGAUCGGCAAAGUGCUAUAAGGCUGAGUGGCAUGUCGGAGAAGGCUUAUAGCAGGUCUUUCAAUUCGUUGCAGAACGGACUUGGCGUCAAGAACAACCUGGAUGUAAGAGAGUUGGCGAUUCAGUUUGGAUGUGUGAGGCUCAUCCCUUUUGUGAAAAAGGGCUUAUCUCUCCAUAAGGAACGGUUUUUGGCUUCGUUGCCAGCUUCUCGGCGGGCAAGUGCUGACUUCACUCGCCCCUUGUUUACUUCUGUGGCGUUCUAUUUGUGUGCUAAAAAGCAUAAGCUAAAGAUAGACAAGCUCAAGUUGAUCGAGCUCUGUGGUGCAUCUGAACCUGAAUUCUCUAAUGUUUCUACAUCCAUGAAGGACUUGUGCCAUGAUGUUUUUGGAGUUGCAAAGGAGAAGAAGGAUGCCGGAGAUGUAAAGGGGAAUCGAGAACUUUUGGACGUAUUACCUAGAAAAAGGAAAAUGGAGGAUGGUGGUUAUUUAUCUGAUGAUGAAUCAGAGUUUUCAAGUUACAAGAAGAUCAAAAGAAAGGAAAAACAUACUUAUGAGGAAUGGAAAUCUUCUGUCGUUGCAUCUAACAACCAAAACAACACAAAAGGUUUUGAAAAACACUUCCCUUCUCGUGGUCAUGCUGUGAUGGAAAUUCACGUGGGAAGAAAAGUUGUCAAAGCUCGUAAUGGAUUAUGA
Juglans microcarpa x Juglans regia is the source of this 1044-nucleotide messenger RNA. RefSeq names its product origin of replication complex subunit 6-like. The transcript is spliced from 10 exons. NCBI's taxonomy places the organism in Eukaryota, Viridiplantae, Streptophyta, Magnoliopsida, Fagales, Juglandaceae. Gene Ontology annotation, cellular component: nuclear origin of replication recognition complex. Gene Ontology annotation, molecular function: DNA binding. The coding region runs from base 172 to 1044 and encodes 290 amino acids. Gene Ontology annotation, biological process: DNA replication; DNA replication initiation. The record is from RefSeq and is a predicted model, not a curated record.